Lodderomyces theae is the source of this 576-nucleotide messenger RNA. RefSeq names its product Rho family GTPase (gene CDC42). The transcript has a single exon. Gene Ontology annotation, biological process: small GTPase-mediated signal transduction. Gene Ontology annotation, molecular function: GTPase activity; GTP binding. Bases 1 to 576 code for a protein of 191 amino acids. The record is from RefSeq and is a predicted model, not a curated record. NCBI's taxonomy places the organism in Eukaryota, Fungi, Ascomycota, Pichiomycetes, Serinales, Debaryomycetaceae.
AUGCAGACCAUAAAAUGUGUUGUUGUCGGUGAUGGUGCCGUCGGAAAGACAUGUUUAUUGAUUUCAUACACCACGAGCAAAUUCCCCGCCGAUUACGUCCCCACUGUAUUUGACAAUUACGCGGUGACGGUAAUGAUUGGUGAUGAGCCCUUCACGUUGGGUCUUUUCGAUACUGCCGGACAAGAAGAUUACGACAGGUUAAGACCAUUGUCGUACCCUUCAACCGAUGUAUUUCUUGUUUGUUUUUCAGUCAUUGCGCCAGCAUCGUUUGAAAACGUCAAGGAGAAAUGGUUUCCUGAAGUACAUCACCACUGUCCUGGAGUUCCGUGUUUGAUUGUUGGUACUCAGACGGAUUUGCGGAAUGAUGAUGUUAUUUUACAAAGAUUGCAGAGACAGAAGUUGUCGCCAAUCACACUUGAGCAAGGGGAGAAGUUGGCUAAGGAGUUGAGAGCGGUGAAGUAUGUUGAGUGUUCUGCCUUGACGCAAAGGGGAUUGAAGACUGUUUUUGAUGAGGCGAUUGUUGCUGCUUUGGAACCUCCGGUUAUAAAGAAGUCGAAAAAGUGUGUUGUAUUGUGA